CCAAUCACCACCGCCGCUGCGCCCGGAGGCCGGAGCAAAAGGGGGGCGAAAUGCCGGCGCUGCCGCCGCCGCGGAGAGACUUCCCGGCGUUCCCGUUCGCGCCGUACCCGAUCCAGUCGGACUUCAUGUCCUUCCUCUACGGCGCCCUCUCCUCCGGCCCCGGCGCGCUCGCCCUCCUCGAGAGCCCCACCGGCACCGGGAAGACCCUCAGCAUCAUCUGCAGCGCGCUCCAGUGGCUCGUGGACCACCGCGACGCCGCCGCCGCCGCCCGGGGCUCCACCACCGCCGCUGCAGCCGGCGACGGAGUAGGAGACGAUGACGAUCCUGACUGGAUGCGGGAGUUCACGCCUCUACCCCCGGAGAAGCCUAGCACAAAGAAGGCCAAGCCUCCCGCCGUGGCGCGGGGCAAGGCGCCGAGGAAGGCGGCAGGUCCGGAGAAAUCCGAGGGGUUCGGGGAGGGGGAAGACGAGGAGUUCUUGCUCGAGGAGUACGAGAGUGACGGCGAGGACGGCAUGAGGUGGGAGGCGGGGAAGCGGCCGCAUCGUGGUGGUGGUGGUGGUAGUAGCAGUAGCGAGAGCGAGGAGGACGGGGAAGAGGAGGAGGAGGUGACUCCCAAGGUGUACUUCACUAGCCGCACUCACUCGCAGCUAUCUCAGUUCGUAGGAGAGCUCAAGAAGACGGAAUUCGGACGGCGGCUCAGGACAGUGUGCUUGGGAUCCAGGAAGAAUUUGUGCACCAACAAGGAUGUUCUGAAGCUGGGGAGCGCAAACCGGAUCAAUGAGAGGUGCCUGGAGCUGCAGAAGACCAAGAAGAGCAGCAAAGCUAAGGUUGAGGGUGAUUACAGAAAGGUGUGCCAAUCAAAGACCUCUUGUAGGUGCCCGAUGAUACGAAAGAGGAGUCUUCAGAAAGAAUUCAAAAGUGAAGUGUCAGAGCAAGGUGCAUUGGACAUUGAGGAUCUGGCGCAAUUAGGGAAGAAGAUUGGAACAUGUCCGUACUACGGUGCACGUGACUUGGUCCGCACAGCUGACCUAGUCGUCCUUCCUUAUCAGUCUUUGCUGCUCAAGUCUGCUAGAGAAUCGCUUGGCCUUAAUCUAAAGAAUAGUGUUGUCAUAAUAGAUGAAGCUCACAAUUUAGCAGACUCUCUCACUAGCAUGUACAACUCAAGGAUCACAUCUUCUCAGUUGAAGGCAAUUCUUUCCCACCUGGAGGCAUAUCUCAAUAGAUUUCAAAGUGUUUUGGGAGCUGGGAAUCGACGGUACAUCCAAACAUUGACUGUUUUAGUAUGGUCGUUUCUACAAGUUCUGACAAACAACAAAGAUGACGCCUGCUCUAUGACUUCUAUGACUAUAAACCAAUUCUUAUUCUCCCUUGAUAUCGAUAACAUAAAUAUAGUAAAACUUUGCCAGUAUGUGAAGGAAAGCAAUAUAAUUCACAAGGUAAGUGGAUAUGCGAACAAAUUAAUCAUCAAUCAAGAUGGCAUGAAUCAUUCAAGUCACCAGCAGCAAUAUGAUGAAGGAAAGAGUAUAGCAAGCUUUCAGACAUUGGCUGAUUUUUUGCGCUCCCUAUUGAACUGCAAUGAUAAUGGAAGAAUCAUAGUUGCAAGGAAAAAGUUCAGCGGACAACCUGAAGAUGCAUAUCUUAAAUUUGUGAUGCUUAGUGCAGAUAAAAUCUUUUCAGAGGUUACAUAUGAUGCGCAUGCUGUCAUUCUGGCUGGUGGUACCCUCCAGCCUAUUGAAGAAACAAGGCUACGCUUAUUUCCAAGCUUUUCUCCUAGUGAUAUAAAAUUCUUCACAUGCAACCAUAUCGUUCCUCCAGAGAGUAUUCUUCCUAUAGCUGUUACACGUGGGCCAUCAGGCAUGACCUUUGAUUUCAGCUACACUUCAAGGAGUUCUCUUCCCAUGAUCGAAGAGCUUGGCCGCUUUCUUUGCAAUGUAGUGACAAUAGUGCCUGAAGGGGUGGUAAUGUUUUUCGCUUCCUAUGAAUAUGAAAGAUGCGUUUAUGAUGCAUGGCAAUCUUCAGGCAUGAUUUCCAAGAUUUCUAAGAAGAAAUAUGUCUUUAGAGAGCCAAAAAACAGUGUUGAUGUCGAAACGACGCUCAAUGAAUACAAGGAGGCAAUCCAGUCCUGUAACAAUUGUUCGCGAGAUACAGGAAUCACUGGGGCACUUCUGUUGGCUGUUGUUGGUGGGAAAAUUUCUGAAGGCAUAAACUUCAGUGAUGGGAUGGGCCGUUGUGUUGUAAUGGUUGGGUUGCCUUACCCAAGUCCAUCUGAUGUGGAGCUGACAGAGACCAUAAAGCAUAUAGAAAAUAUUUCUAACUCAGUUUUGGUUGGAGAUGAUAACUCAAGCAGCAAAUAUGAUGAUGAAUGCAAACUUCAGCCUGGUUUUGAUAUAUUAAGAAAGUGCAACAAGGGUGGACGAGAGUACUAUGAGAACUUAUGCAUGAAAGCUGUGAAUCAAUCUAUUGGCAGGGCAAUCAGGCAUGUAAAUGAUUAUGCUGCAAUGCUAUUGGUUGACUCACGUUAUGCCCAUAAUUCAUCAAACAAGAAUUCCUCUUGCCCUACUGACAAACUACCCCAAUGGAUAAAGACAAGACUUACUCGUGCUCAAAAUUACGGAGAGGUUCAUAGAUUGUUGCACCAGUUCUUCAAACUCAAUAAACAAAUCCAUUGAAUAAUUUACAUGUCAUACAAUACGAGAACAGUUGAUAAAGCAAACAUAUACAAGUAUGUUAAUGUGGGCUGCCACUGAUGAUUGAGGUACUAAGAUUUCCUAGAUUCAGUUAGCACUAAGAAUCCCAUGCUAUUCAUUUAUAGUUGUGCUUCAAUUUUGCUAUAACAGAACUGUUAUGUUUUAAAAAAUUA
This is a messenger RNA of Oryza brachyantha (malo sina), 2860 nucleotides long. Its product is annotated as ATP-dependent DNA helicase DDX11. Gene Ontology annotation, biological process: establishment of sister chromatid cohesion; nucleobase-containing compound metabolic process. The transcript is spliced from 9 exons. NCBI's taxonomy places the organism in Eukaryota, Viridiplantae, Streptophyta, Magnoliopsida, Poales, Poaceae. Gene Ontology annotation, molecular function: ATP binding; hydrolase activity, acting on acid anhydrides, in phosphorus-containing anhydrides; DNA helicase activity. The record is from RefSeq and is a predicted model, not a curated record. Gene Ontology annotation, cellular component: nucleus. The coding region runs from base 51 to 2669 and encodes 872 amino acids.